AUGCGUGAGAUUGUGCAUCUUCAAACCGGCCAAUGCGGCAAUCAAAUCGGCACGGCUUUUUGGCAGACAAUUUCUGGCGAGCAUGGGCUUGACAGCAAUGGCGUCUACCAUGGCACAUCUGAUCUCCAGCUUGAGCGCAUGAGCGUUUACUUCAACGAGGCUGCUAGCAACAAGUACGUGCCGCGCGCGGUGCUUGUGGACCUGGAACCCGGCACCAUGGACGCGGUGCGUUCUGGCCCUUUUGGCCAAAUGUUUCGUCCGGACAACUUUGUCCACGGCCAGUCAGGUGCUGGCAAUAACUGGGCCAAAGGUCAUUACACCGAAGGUGCUGAACUCGUCGACCAAGUCCUUGAUGUGGUCCGUCGCGAAGCGGAAGGUUGCGAUUCUCUUCAAGGGUUCCAGAUUACCCAGUCAAUCGGCGGAGGCACCGGCUCGGGAAUGGGAACGCUCCUGAUUUCUAAGAUCCGUGAAGAAUUUCCGGAUCGUAUGAUGGCAACGUACAGCGUCUUUCCCUCCCCGAAAGUAUCGGACACGGUGGUUGAGCCAUACAACGCGACACUGUCGAUACAUCAAUUGGUUGAGAAUUCCGACGUAACAUUUUGUAUCGACAACGAGGCUUUGUACGAUAUCUGUCAACGUACCCUCAAGCUGAGCAACCCUUCAUAUGGUGACCUUAACCAUUUGGUAUCUGCUGUCAUGUCUGGCGUGUCCACCUCGCUUCGUUUUCCAGGGCAGCUUAACUCUGAUCUACGGAAGCUGGCUGUUAAUAUGGUCCCGUUUCCCCGCCUACAUUUUUUUAUGGUAGGGUUUGCUCCUCUAACAAGCCGUGGCUCCCGCUCCUUCCAAGCGGUGACCGUGCCAGAGCUUACCCAACAACUGUUCGAUCCGAAGAACAUGAUGGCAGGCUCUGACUUCCGAAACGGGCGGUACCUAACCUGCUCGGCUAUUUUCCGUGGAAAGGUCUCUAUGAAAGAGGUAGAAGAUCAGAUGCAGAAGGUGCAGCAAAAAAAUUCGGCCUACUUCAUCGAGUGGAUUCCCAACAACGUCCAAACCGCAGUCUGCUCCAUCCCUCCUCUUGGUCUACAGAUGUCUUCUACUUUUGUAGGCAACUCGACUGCUAUCCAAGAAAUUUUCAAGCGUGUUGGAGAACAAUUUUCUGCUAUGUUCCGUCGCAAGGCCUUUUUGCACUGGUACACUGGUGAAGGAAUGGACGAGAUGGAAUUCACUGAAGCCGAGUCAAACAUGAAUGACUUAGUGUCAGAGUAUCAACAAUACCAGGACGCUACUGCUGAAGACGACGAGGAGGCGUAUGGCGAAGAAGAAGUUUUAGACGAGGCUUAA
Grosmannia clavigera kw1407 is the source of this 1341-nucleotide messenger RNA. RefSeq names its product beta-tubulin. The record is from RefSeq and is a predicted model, not a curated record. NCBI's taxonomy places the organism in Eukaryota, Fungi, Ascomycota, Sordariomycetes, Ophiostomatales, Ophiostomataceae. Gene Ontology annotation, molecular function: GTP binding; structural constituent of cytoskeleton; GTPase activity. Gene Ontology annotation, biological process: microtubule cytoskeleton organization; mitotic cell cycle. The transcript is spliced from 7 exons. Gene Ontology annotation, cellular component: microtubule; cytoplasm. The coding region runs from base 1 to 1341 and encodes 446 amino acids.